Molecule: messenger RNA, 2003 nt
Organism: Hypomesus transpacificus
Lineage: Eukaryota; Metazoa; Chordata; Actinopteri; Osmeriformes; Osmeridae
Exons: 5
Coding region: 394-1326 (310 amino acids)
Biological process (GO): response to bacterium
Source: RefSeq, a predicted model, not a curated record
GAUGCUUUACAAUGAUGAUACACAAUACAAUAUACAAUAAUCAAGAACACAAUCACCUGUAAACAACAACAACACCAACAUAAUCACCUGCAAUCAAUGCAAUUUAAAUUUCUGUCCUCAGAUCCCACAUACCACUAUCCUACCUUGAAAUGGUUUAAACAAUACAAUGAUUACAUCAGCAAAGCGUGUUCUAGGUGUUGUAGUUGUUGGGGUGGUGCUGGCGUCAUGAUGUAUUGAUAGUGGUCGCAUGGACCCAAUUGUUGAGACAGAAUAACCUCAAACUAAACUUUCCGUUGACGCUUGCUAUGAGAGCUGUUCACACCCGGAUGUCUCAAAACCUUCAAAGAAAAAACCCUGAGAUGUUUCCAUUGCAGCUAACCAAUCGCUGCACGUAUGUCCUUUAAUGGUGCUGUGGAUGGGCACAUCGUAACGGAAACAUGCGUCAAAGACCUGCUUCUCUGUCAGUCAGCGUCAGACCUGGAGAUGGACAGGCUGUGUCUGUGUGUCGCUCUGACUGCACUCUUCUGUGCUGCUUCCUGUGGAGAGACAGGGGUCUCUGGAGCCGAGGUGGAGCAGAGAGUCAGACCAGGAGACAACGUUACUCUCCACUGUGUCUGCAGAGUAUCAACUGGGGUGUACGUAGUGUGGUACAGGAACUGCUCUCAUAGGAACCAGCCUACUCUGGUCAUGUACACAUAUAAUAACGACAAAAACAUGUUCCUUCAAUAUGACCAAGUUCUUAACCCCUUCCCUGGUUUUACUCUGGUGUGGAACAAGUCCAACAACACCUAUGAUCUCCUGAUUGAGAACGUGACUGAGUCUGACCUGGGACUCUACUACUGUGGAACUGUGGAGAGAAGGGUGGUGGAAACAGAAAUGAUAAAACAGGAGACGAUCUAUCUUUAUGGAGAUAUAACCAUCAGUCUUUCAUUUGUUCCAGAGCCGGCUCCUUCAGAGCCAGCCAGUCAUCCUGAUCCAGAGAAGGAUCUAUACCGGAUCCUGCUGCUCACUCUGUGUCCUGGCUGUGCUCUCUUCUCCUCCAUCCUCUCCUCCAUCCUGGUCUACCACUACUGCUGCAGGACGAUCGCUUCAAAGGAACCUCAAGGAGAUUGCAGGACUGACACCAGGAGGAGAGAGAGCAGAGUGCAGGGACCUCUGACCUCCAGCAGGAAGGAGACCAGUGUUACGCUGCGCUGGAUUUCCCCCAGGGACAGAGGAUACCACAGAAGAAGAGUAGGACUCAGAGCUCUGACUUCAGUACCUACUCAGCCAUCAAGACUAGUGGGGUCUGAGGAGAGGGAGAAGCACUUGCAGCACCAACCAUGACCACAAGGGGGAGGGAGAGGGAACAUAAAACAAUUUGUUGAAAUUACAACAAAACUAGUUGGCUUAUUGAGAUAGACAUUGCUUUUUUUGAUCCAAAGACUGAGUCAAUAAGCAUUUGUACAAUAAAUUUUUAUAGUGUGUAUAAAUAUAAAUGUUUAAAGAAUACAGUGUUAUGUUCAGCGACACCUGUUACAAUAAACGACACAAUUAUUACAUUUAAAUGUGUUGUUCUAAAGAAAUACUGGCUCCAAUAUGGAGUUCAAUUAUAUUUUUGUGGAAUUGUAUGUAUCACUGUUUAUAGUCAAAGAUCCUAUUUUGAUCCUAAUAAGUCAUAUUUUAAGAGUUUUUUUUUUAUACCUUAAGCAAUGUUUUGGAUAAUUUUUAUUCAUUGUGAUCGGUUUGUUCUUUUUUUCUGUACAACAACGAGAAUAAACGCACUGUGUAUUCAAGUAUAGACUACUGUAAGUGAAAUAGUACAAUUUUAGUUUACUUUUGUUAUACUUUCAGGAAAUGAACUUUAAAAAACAGUUUACUUGUAUGUACUUUUAAGAUGUACAUUUAGAAAACUGCUUUUUUUAAACUAAAAACGUAUGAGUAUACUAACAAACAUUAUAAAUGUAUAAAUAUGUUGUUAAAUUACUUUCAUUCUACUAUUUUAUUACACAGCACAGGGCUGU